Messenger RNA from Dipodomys spectabilis (banner-tailed kangaroo rat), 2445 nucleotides. Its product is annotated as protocadherin alpha-11-like. Gene Ontology annotation, molecular function: calcium ion binding. The record is from RefSeq and is a predicted model, not a curated record. Gene Ontology annotation, cellular component: plasma membrane. Gene Ontology annotation, biological process: homophilic cell-cell adhesion. Lineage: Eukaryota; Metazoa; Chordata; Mammalia; Rodentia; Heteromyidae.
AUGGUAGGCUUUCAGAGAAGGGGAUUGGGUAAUCUGCGACUUCUGCUCUCGCUUCUGCUCCUGGCAUACUGGGAGACCGGGAGCGGCCAGCUCCAUUACUCCGUCCCCGAGGAGGCCAAACACGGCACCUUCGUGGGCCGCAUCGCGCAGGACCUGGGGCUGGAGCUGACAGAGCUGGUGCCGCGCCUGUUCCGGGUGGCGUCCAAGGGCGGCGGGGACCUUCUGGAGGUAAAUCUGCAGAAUGGCAUUUUGUUUGUGAAUGGUCGGAUCGACCGGGAGGAGCUGUGCGGGCGCAGCGCGGAGUGCAGCCUGCACCUGGAGGUGAUCGUGGACAGGCCGCUGCAGGUGUUCCACGUGGAGGUGGAGGUGAAGGACAUUAACGACAACCCGCCGGUCUUCUCUCUCAAAGAACAAAAGCUGCUGAUUUCUGAAUCUAAGCAACCCGAGUCCCGCUUUCCGCUAGAGGGCGCGUCUGAUGCGGAUAUAGAAGAGAACGCGGUGCUGGCCUACAGACUGAGUCAAAAUGAGUAUUUUUCUCUGGAGUCACCAACAAAUAGUAAGCAGAUGAAAAGACUGUCCCUUGUAUUAAAAAAGUCUCUGGAUAGAGAAAAAAUCCCGGAAUUUAAUUUGCUACUGACAGCUACCGACGGAGGAAAACCGGAACUUACAGGCACAGUUCAGCUGUUUGUUCAAGUCUUGGAUGUUAACGACAACGAUCCGGAAUUUGAUCAGUUAGAAUAUAGAGUAAAGCUGAUGGAAAACAUUCCAGAAGAAACUCUUGUGAUAAAGCUGAACGCCACGGAUAGAGAUGAAGGAGUAAACCGCGAGGUAACCUACUCCUUGUUAUCCAUCAAACCCAAUGGAAGACACUUAUUUACACUAGAUGAAAAUAAUGGAGAAAUGAGGGUCAAUGGAUCUUUAGAUUAUGAAGAAAAUAAGUUUUAUGAAAUUGAAGUGCAAGCCACAGAUAAGGGGACUCCCCCAAUGGCCGGUCACUGUACCGUUUGGAUAGCAAUCUUAGACACUAAUGAUAAUUCCCCUAAAAUCAUCGUGAAUUCUCUGUCCUUCUCAGUCCCUGAGGAUGCUCAGCCCAGCACCGUGAUUGCCUUGAUUAGCGUGUCCGACCUUGACUCUGGGGUCAAUGGGCAGGUGACCUGCUCCCUGACGCCUGACACACCCUUCAAGCUGGUGUCCACCUUCAAAAAUUAUUACUCAUUAGUGCUGGACAGCGCCCUGGACCGAGAGACCACCUCUGACUAUGAGUUGGUGGUGACCGCGCGUGACGGGGGCUCGCCUCCGCUGUGGGCCACCGCCAGCGUGUCGGUGGAGGUGGCCGACGUGAACGACAACGCGCCCGUGUUCGCACAGGCCGAGUACACGGUGUUCGUGAAGGAGAACAACGCGCCCGGCUCGCACAUCUUCACGGUGUGGGCGCGCGACGCGGACGCGCAGGAGAACGCGCGCGUGUCGUACUCGCUGGUGGAGCGGCGGGUGGGCGAGCGCAGCCUGUCGAGCUACGUGUCGGUGCACGCGGAGAGCGGCAAGGUGUACGCGCUGCAGCCGCUGGACCACGAGGAGCUGGAGCUGCUGCAGUUCCAGGUGAGCGCGCGCGACGCUGGCGUGCCCGCCCUGGGCAGCAACGUGACUCUGCAGGUGUUCGUGCUGGACGAGAACGACAAUGCGCCUGCGCUGCUGGGGCCUCCCGGCGGCGGCGGCGGCGGCGGCGGCGGCGCGCGCAGCGAAGUGCUGUGGCGCUCGGUGGGCGCUGGCCACGUGGUGACCAAGGUGCGCGCGGUGGACGCGGACUCUGGCUACAACGCGUGGCUGUCGUACGAGCUGCAGCCGGCGGCGGCCGGUGCGCGCAGCCCGUUCCGCGUGGGGCUGUACACGGGCGAGAUCAGCACCACGCGCGCGCUGGACGAGGCGGACGCCGCGAGGCAGCGCCUGUUGGUGCUGGUGAAGGACCAUGGCGAGCCGGCGCUGACGGCCACCGCCACGGUGCUGGUGUCUCUGGUGGACAGCGGCCAAUCGCCCAAGCUGUCUUUGCGUGCAUCGGAGGGCGCCGUGGCUUCGGAGGCGACGCUGGUGGACGUGAACGUGUACCUGAUCAUCGCCAUCUGCGCGGUGUGCAGCCUGCUGGUGCUGACGCUGGUGCUGUACGUGGCGCUGCGGUGCUCUGGGGCGGCUGUGGGGCGGAGCGAGGGCGCGUGCGCGCCUGGGAAGCCUGUGCUGGUGUGCUCCAGCGCGGUGGGGAGCUGGUCCUACUCUCAGCAGAGGAGGCAGAGGGUGUGCUCUGGGGAGGGCCCGCCCAAGACCGACCUCAUGGCCUUCAGCCCGAGUCUGACUCCCAAUUUGGAUAGAGAAGACGAAAGAGAGAGACAGGAGUCAGGAUGUAACCACCUUGCACAGACUAUUGUUCUUCUCUUUGACGCUAAGAUGCUGUAG